AUGAAUUAUUACUUAUUUUCUCAGGUAUUUACUGUAGUCUAUACAAUUUCGUUGCGUUCACUAAGAUUGUUCGCGCUAUUAGUACAUACAUUUACCCCACCAAAAUACUCAUCCACACAUACAUUUGACAUCAUGUCUUACAAUCUACCCUGUCCCAGUCUAAUGGGUAUAUUCUUUGUUGUGUCAAACCAUAAUGGUCCCCAUUUUGUUUUCCAUUAUCCACCCGAACUAUCGAAUGUCACACUACAGUCGGCCGGAGCCGAGGAGUCGGAUGAAGAUUUUGAUGACGAAGACUUCGAUUUUGAGGAGUCGAUUCAGGAAAAGGAGUCGCCGAAUGCAUGGGAUGUCAAUCAUAGAGAGUAUUAUUUGGGAACUAAGAAGGAUAUAACUUCUUUUCUUGAUGCUCAGAGACACAUCAGAGGGCAAGAAAAAAAGAAGUCUUCAAGACCAAAGGUCUCCAAUUCCAAAACAUCCCAGAGCUUACUGAAUUCUGCACCUACAUCGGGUGAUACGAGUACCGUAUCAGCCUUUUCAACAUCAAAUGAACCAACCUCGAAGCAGAUAUUGGGGUUUGAACCAGAACAUUUGUGCGAAAUGCUUUGUCCACCCAAGGACUUGUGCAACAAAAGAUUUGAGCUAACAUUAGAGCGGGUUGUUUUCUUAGGAUUACCAAUUCAUGUUUUCAGUAACGGGUCCUGGAGAUCAAAGAAACAGAAAGCAAAGCUGAAUCAAGAGCAUCAAGGAAAUGGUUACGAUAGUGGCUCUGAUGAUAAUGAUUCCAAAAGCUCUAUGCAUAUGUUUCACAUGGUAUUCGUAAUGAAUCCGCUGGAAAUUGAGCGUGAUUACAGAAUAGAUGAGAUGUUUUAUUAUAUCACUUCCAAGAUAGCUUUAGUCCUCAGAUCUGAGCAACUGAGACAUGACUACGUCUGGAAUCAAGUUCGCAACAUAUCACGCUUGAAAGAAGAAUGGCGUACUGAAAGCCAAAAUAAUCCACUGAUGACUACCUUGUCUAACUUUCUACUCUCUAAAUCAUCUUUAUGCAAACUUAUGGCUGAUUGUUACGAGGCCAUCUCCUCUUCCAAGGUGGCUAAUUUAUUGAUUAAUAACAAGCUACGCUCGUUUCAAAUCCCGAUAAAAUUGGAAUUUCACUCUUUACCAGAAAUGACAGUUCCCUUCAUUCCUGGAUCCUAUUUAACAUCUGCUGUAAAUCAGUUUGGAAAGACGGGGUUGGUCAGCGUGGGUGAGACAACCAGAUAUAGAGCUAACAACUUGAUGAACAUAUUACUUGGCGGCAAAAGUGCAGACGGAGGUGAUGAGUUUGAGGACUCUAAUGAUAGUCUCGAUCAAGAGGACAAAUCCAACGCGAAUGAUGUGAUUUAUUUUUCUUUGCUUCUACUAGAUGACCCUGAAGCUAUCAUACGUGAUAUGAAGGUUGAGCAGCAAUCUGGACUUGCUACUUUUGUGAGACUGUUGAGACCUGUGGAUUCCCUUGUGAAGGUGGCUGAUAGACUUAGUUACGCUUCCGAUUCAAAGUCAGCAAUUAGCUUAGGCGAAGUCAAGCUGUUCGCAUUACAUUUAAUUUACUGGAGAAAGGCUCGUGCAAUUCCUCCUUUGAAUUCAAGAUCAAUUUACAUUGUUUCUCCAAUGGCACCAUUGACAACGAACUUGCAAUCAGACAUUGCCAAGUUCAAGCGAGACUUCACUGCAGUGCCAUCAUUGCCUGUAUUUUUGAAAUUGUUGUCAACGAGAUCGAAGAAGCCUAGACAAUUCGCUUCUAUAAUUCCUUCAAGAGAUCAUAAAGAAACGUAUUUGAUGGCUCUUGGUUGGUUAAUUCGAUAUGGAUAUGUGACCCAAUUACACACUUACAUUUGGCUCAAGGUCUCACGAAAAAUUAAAAUGAGAGUAGAAGAGGAUAUGGAAAAUGAGCUUGGAAAUGGGACUAAGCGCAACAAAGACACUGAAUAUAAGGAACCACCGGCUUCCGACAAUAAAGUCGGUAAUCAUGUCACUGUUGACAACUCUUCUAAAAAAGUGGAAAGCGCUAGCCAGCAAAAACUCUCGGGUUCUAUCGAUGAAGAAAUAGACAACAUACAGAGAAGAUUUGAAUGGUCUGGAGAAAGUCCCGACAUAAUAAUGGAAGACGACGAAGAUACUAUUUUGGUUGAUCCUGGCCGUGCGUCCAGCAUUGAAAGGCGAUGGAUAAACAGAAUUAUCCAUGAUGAAUGCCACUUGUCUUCGGAAUUGACAUCGAUAUUUUUCAAGGUCUUGAAGUAUAUGAAUGGAAGAAAUUCUCUUGAACUUCUUUUGUUGAAGGAAAAUAUUUCUAGGACAGACUUAAGAAAAUUACUCGUUGCCAUCGAGGAUCACAUCAUUUCGGUACGCCACUGGUAA
Messenger RNA from Clavispora lusitaniae ATCC 42720, 2391 nucleotides. RefSeq lists its product as uncharacterized. Gene Ontology annotation, biological process: negative regulation of TORC1 signaling; cellular response to amino acid starvation; positive regulation of autophagy. Gene Ontology annotation, cellular component: GATOR1 complex. The record is from RefSeq and is a predicted model, not a curated record. NCBI's taxonomy places the organism in Eukaryota, Fungi, Ascomycota, Pichiomycetes, Serinales, Metschnikowiaceae.